This is a messenger RNA of Anguilla rostrata (American eel), 1240 nucleotides long. RefSeq names its product apolipoprotein A-IV-like. Gene Ontology annotation, biological process: lipoprotein metabolic process; cholesterol homeostasis; reverse cholesterol transport. Lineage: Eukaryota; Metazoa; Chordata; Actinopteri; Anguilliformes; Anguillidae. The transcript is spliced from 4 exons. Gene Ontology annotation, cellular component: blood microparticle; extracellular region; chylomicron. Bases 114 to 881 code for a protein of 255 amino acids. Gene Ontology annotation, molecular function: phospholipid binding; phosphatidylcholine-sterol O-acyltransferase activator activity. The record is from RefSeq and is a predicted model, not a curated record.
CAGUUGGACUUUGUGUUACCAGAUUCCCUAUAAAUACAGCCCAGAGGGAGCAGCUGUCACAGUCAAAGGCAGACUCGCACAUCACUCACACAAGCAGGAUUUCAAGUCCAGCAAUGAAGCUGUUUAUUCUACUUUCACUUGUGGCAUUUACCGGUUGCCAUGCCAACAUUCUAUGGGCAGACCAGCCCAAGCCACAGCUGGAGCAGUUAAAAGAUGCAUUCUGGGACUACGUUGCCAAGGCGACACAAACUGCUGAAGACACGUUGCAGACCAUCAGACAGUCUCAGCUGGGCCAGGAGGUUAAUGCCAAGAUCACAGAGAGCACAGAUCUGGCCAGCCAAUACGCAGUCUCUCUGCACAGUCAAGUGACUCCUCUGGCCCAGGACCUUGUGAACAAAAUCACCCAGGAGGCCGAGCUGCUGAAGGAGCGUCUGGGGCAGGACGUGAGCACUGUGAGGGCCCAGCUGGAGCCCUACGCAGAGGAGCUGAGGGCCAACAUCGAGCAGCAGGUGGAGAAGCUGCGGCAGGAGGUGGCCCCCUACACAGAGUCCCUGGACACUGAAGCCCUGAAGGCCACCCUGCUCCAGAAGAGCGAGGAGCUGAAGCAGACCCUGGAGCAGAGAGUGCAGGAGCUGCAGGCCCAGCUGGGCCCCUACACUGAGGAGCUGAAGGAGAAAGUGGAGCAGCGUCUGCAGGAGUUCCAGCAGAGUGUGGCUCCCCUGGCUGAGAGCCUCCAGACCCAGCUGGCCCAGAAAGCCAAGGUGCUUCAGCAGAGUCUGGCGCCCUACGCUGAAGACCUGAAAGAGAAGCUGGACCCCUACGCCCAGGACCUCAAAUCCCAGCUCACCGCUCUCUGGGAGUCCUUUGCCAAAAGUGCCUAAGUGUUGGAGGAACCACUGCCUGCUCCCCUGAUCGUUUCUGACUGAGUCUCUCUGGGACUCCAAUAACACACCCCAUGAUCAUCUCUGCUUGACCCUCUCUUGCAAUGCCUGUCAGUACAUGAGUGGAUUUUAAAAAAACUUUUGCUGCACUAUUAACGACACUGAAGACCCACAGCAGUAAUGAUGUGUACAGCUGUCAUUCUUUUGUUCAGCAAGAGAAUACUCUGAUACGGAAACAAAACUGCACUUUACUUGACCCCUGAGAUAUGUAUAUAUUUCGUUUUGUCAUGUGCUGUAAAAAAUUGAUAGAUGUUUUCGGUGUUCUAAUUUAUUGAAAUAAAGACCAAAAAACAAAUCCA